UUUAAAGAAAAGCUAUUCCCGAAAUCAUUUUUUCUUUGUUCUCUUAGACAUUUUCACAAACACUUUGUGGGUAUACUAUUCGAAACGUUUCAAUUUAUUAACAUUUCUGAAAAUGGCAAGACCACAACAACGAUAUCGCGGCGUACGUCAAAGGCAUUGGGGUUCUUGGGUUUCUGAAAUUCGCCAUCCCAUUUUGAAAACGCGUAUUUGGUUAGGGACGUUUGAAACGGCAGAGGAUGCAGCUAGGGCCUACGAUGAAGCGGCCCGACUAAUGUGUGGGCCAAGGGCCCGAACUAACUUUCCUUACAACCCAAAUGCUCCUCAAACUUCAUCAUCCAAACUUCUUUCAACUACUUUAACUGCCAAGCUCCACCGUUGCUAUAUGGCCGCAUCGCAAGUCACUAAGAACUCAGCAAUGCAGGCCCAAGAAAGAGUACAAAGCCCACAUUUCUCGGGCUCAUCGACCGUCACUAGCCCAACAUUCGAGGAUUGGUCCCUCGAAUACGGGCUUAAAAAAGGACCAGUAUUAACUAAUCCCGAGCCUAAUUGGACAUCGAAGAUCGAGAAUACACAACUUGAAACGCAAUUACAACAUACUCUUUUAGAGGAGGAUCAUAUUGAACAAAUGAUUGAAGAAUUGCUUGAUUAUGGCUCAAUUGAAAUUACAAGUUAAUUAGCUUAAUUAAAUACUUUUAAUUACUCUAAUUGGCUUUAAUUAAUCUCGUGCCGGGUGGCACUUUUGGUCCUGAGUUGGGAAAAAACCAACCGGCCUGUUUUUUAUUCAUUCCUUUUGAUCAUGUUUAAAUAUUUUUUUUUUUUUUUUACAAAAUCAUUUAUCUAGCUUAGAUAAUUACUUCAUAAUUAUAUCUUUAUUGUUAAAUUAAACCAAAUUCAAAGGUGACAUAUUAAUUGUUAGAGUGUUGCCUAUAUAUCAUAAAUUACUCCCAUUUCAUUUCAAAAUUACUUAUGUCUAAUGUACUUGUUAUU
Amaranthus tricolor (Joseph's coat) is the source of this 987-nucleotide messenger RNA. Its product is annotated as ethylene-responsive transcription factor ERF003-like. NCBI's taxonomy places the organism in Eukaryota, Viridiplantae, Streptophyta, Magnoliopsida, Caryophyllales, Amaranthaceae. The coding region runs from base 113 to 673 and encodes 186 amino acids. Gene Ontology annotation, biological process: regulation of DNA-templated transcription. The record is from RefSeq and is a predicted model, not a curated record. Gene Ontology annotation, molecular function: DNA-binding transcription factor activity; DNA binding. The transcript has 2 exons.